AUGCUUUCUUCAAGGGCUAGCGUGCUCGGCGCUCCUCUCGCCCGUGGCGCCGCUCGCCGCGCGUUCGGCAGCGCACCCACCACCCCCUUCAUUGCGCUCGCUACCCUCGGUGCCCCCGCGGCUCUUGCCGUUGGCCUCCGCCAUGUUCCCGCCCCACGCGCUCACCUGCGCUUCUAUGCCACCGAAACCCGCACCACUUCUACUACUUCCGCCACUCCCCCUCCUCCUCUGUCGUCCUCUGCUCCAUUGAGUGAGAAGACCGGUGCUGUCCCCGUCCCUCCUCCCGGAUCCCCCGCUCCCUCUGCCCCCGCUGUCGCCUCGGAGAAGGCUACCGAAGUCGCUCCUGCGUCCACCGAGCCCAAGGAAGUCGUCAAGGAGAAGAAGCCCAGUGGACCAUGGCACAAGCGUGCUUGGGCCGUGAUCAAGCACGAGGCCGCUCACUACUGGGCCGGUACCAAGCUGCUUGGCCAGGAGAUCAAGAUCUCGUCCAAGCUCCAGUACAAGGUUCUCCAGGGCGGCUCGCUCACCCGCCGUGAGCGUCGUCAGCUUCGCCGUACCACCAGUGACCUCCUCCGUCUCCUGCCGUUCUCCGUCUUUGUUAUUGUCCCCUUUAUGGAGAUUCUUCUCCCCGUCGCGCUCAAGCUCUUCCCCAACAUGCUUCCGUCCACUUUCGAGGGUCAGCUCGCCAAGGAUGAGAAGGAGCGCAAGCUUCUCCGUGUGCGUAUUGAAAUGGCCAAGUUCCUCCAGGAGACUGUCCGCGAGUCUGGCCUCAAGGCCGACAACGUCGUGCGCUCCACCGAGUUUAAGGAGUUCUUCCGCAAGGUUCGCUCGACUGGUGAGGCUCCCUCGACCGCCGAUGUUAUCCGUGUCGCCAAGCAGUUCAACAACGACAUCACCCUCGACAACCUUACCCGUCCCCAGGUCGUGUCCAUGUGCCGCUACAUGAACAUUAACGGUUUCGGCACCGACAACUUCCUCAAGCAUCAGAUCCGCAACCGUCUCGAGAAAAUUCGUGUCGACGACAUGAUGAUUCACGCCGAGGGUGUCGACUCGCUGUCGACCGUUGAGCUCCGCCAGGCCUGCCAGUCGCGUGGUAUCCGUAUCUCGGGCACUUCACCUGCCCGUCUCCGCGAGGAGCUCGAGCAGUGGAUCGACCUGCACUACUCGAACGGUAUCUCUGGUGUUCUUCUCAUCCUGUCGCGCGCCUUCAACUUUGAGAACAAGAGCGACGACAUUAUGAACUCGCUCGUGACCACUCUCUCGUCGCUCCCCGAGAGCCUCAUCAACGAGGCUGAGCUCGACGUCUCCGCCGAGAACGCCACCUACAAGCAGAAGCUUGAGGUUCUCCGCGAGCAGCAAGAGCUCAUCGAGGACGAGGCCGACCAGGAGAAGGAGGAGCUCCAGGCCCGUAAGGAGAAGAAGGAGGCUGACGAGGCUGCCAAGCGCGAGAAGGAGGAGGCGGCCGCCGAGGCCAAGGCUGCUGCCGAGGCUGCUGCCGCCCCCGAGUCUGCUUCUGCCGAGCCCAUCUCUGCCGCUGCCCCUGCUACAACUGUCGAGUCCGCCACCGCCGCCCAGACCGCUACCCCCGAGACUCCUGCUGCUUCUUCCGAGGCUGCCCAGGAGGCUGCCAUCGUCGAGGAGGCUGCCAAGAUUGAGGACGACGCCAAGAUGACCAAGGAGCAGCUCAUGGAGCUCGCCGAGGCCCUGUCUAUUCUUACUGCCAAGUCGUCGAUUGUCAAGGAGCGCGACGAGCUCCAGGCCCUGUUCGCCGACAACCUGCUCUCCGAGGCCGAGUCCAAGGAACGCCCCGAGGAGACCGACUCCAAGACCAUUGCCCUGUCCAAGCGCGUGCGCUCCAUGAUCAAGAAGAUUGACGCCCAACUCGAAAAGUACAACGAGCGCGUCGGAUCGUCGUUGAACCUCAUCGAGACCAACGCCAAGGGCCAGAUUUCGCUCAAGGACCUCAAGGCCGCAUUGGGCGUGAUCAAGCACGCGCCCGACGCCGACGUCAUUGAGACGCUGGGCAAGAAGCUCGACGUUGACCAGGACGGCUUCGUCGAGCUCGACCACGUGCUCGACCUCGCGGUCGACGACGGCCUCGGCAUCAUCCUCGACGACGACGCCGCCACCCUCAUUGACAAGGGACACGAUAUCCGCCACAGCAAGGAUAUCAAGGAGCUCAAGCCCAAGCGUGAGGACAUUAUUUCCGAGUAG
This is a messenger RNA of Apiotrichum porosum, 2214 nucleotides long. RefSeq lists its product as uncharacterized. NCBI's taxonomy places the organism in Eukaryota, Fungi, Basidiomycota, Tremellomycetes, Trichosporonales, Trichosporonaceae. The coding region runs from base 1 to 2214 and encodes 737 amino acids. Gene Ontology annotation, cellular component: mitochondrial inner membrane. Gene Ontology annotation, biological process: intracellular monoatomic cation homeostasis. The record is from RefSeq and is a predicted model, not a curated record. Gene Ontology annotation, molecular function: ribosome binding. The transcript has 3 exons.